UUGAUGGCUAAGUUUGGAUUAUAUUUGUCUCCAUUCUUGCUGCUUUUCAUUUUGCUGAAUGGUGGUGCAGUCACAGGCCAAGAAAUGGUGCCUGCCAUGUUCAUAUUUGGUGACUCUCUUAUUGACAAUGGCAACAACAACAAUCUUCCUUCCUUUGCUAAGGCUAACUAUUACCCUUAUGGCAUAGACUUCAAUGGAGGCCCCACUGGUCGCUUCUCAAAUGGCUACACUGUGGUUGAUGAAAUUGCUGAACUGCUUGGACUUCCUUUAAUUCCAGCAUACACAGAAGCCUCUGGGAAUCAAAUGCUUCAUGGAGUAAACUAUGCUUCAGCUGCAGCUGGAAUCCUUGAUGCCACUGGCAGAAACUUUGUUGGCCGCAUACCAUUUGAUCAGCAACUUAGGAACUUCGAGAACACACUGAAUCAAAUUACUGGAAAUCUUGGAGCAGACUAUAUGGCCACAGCGCUUGCACGGUGCAUAUUCUUUGUUGGAAUGGGAAGCAAUGAUUACUUAAACAACUACCUUAUGCCUAAUUACCCCACCAGAAAUCAGUACAAUGGACAACAGUAUGCUGAUCUCUUGGUUCAAACGUAUAACCAGCAACUCACUAGGCUUUACAAUCUUGGAGCAAGGAAAUUUGUGAUUGCUGGACUGGGACUAAUGGGAUGUAUUCCAAGCAUAUUGGCUCAAAGCAUGAGUGGAAGCUGUUCCGAAGAAGUGAACUUGCUAGUGCAACCCUUCAAUGAAAAUGUGAAGACCAUGUUAGGCAAUUUCAAUACUAAUCUACCUGGUGCCAGAUUCAUAUUUGCAGAUUCUUCCCGCAUGUUCCAGGACAUUCUUCUCAAUGCUAGAUCUUAUGGCUUUACAGUUUUAAAUAGAGGGUGUUGUGGCAUUGGAAGAAACAGAGGCCAAAUUACAUGUCUUCCAUUCCAAACGCCAUGUCCUAACAGAAACCAGUAUGUAUUUUGGGAUGCAUUCCACCCAACAGCAGCAGUGAACAUUAUUAUGGGAAGGAUGGCUUUUAAUGGAAACACAAAUUUUGUUUAUCCUAUAAACAUUAGGCAACUUGCUGAACUAUAA
Abrus precatorius (Indian licorice) is the source of this 1080-nucleotide messenger RNA. Its product is annotated as GDSL esterase/lipase At1g71691. Gene Ontology annotation, molecular function: hydrolase activity, acting on ester bonds. Lineage: Eukaryota; Viridiplantae; Streptophyta; Magnoliopsida; Fabales; Fabaceae. Bases 4 to 1080 code for a protein of 358 amino acids. The record is from RefSeq and is a predicted model, not a curated record. The transcript has 5 exons.